AUGGCAACCCGCGAUAUCAAGCCGUUGGUUCUUUACGGCGUCCUCCCUACUGCCAACCCCCUCAAGGUCGCCAUCAUCCUACAGAUCCUAAACAUCCCCUACGAGCUCAAGGCUACCGACUUCAAACAGUGUAAGGAGCCUGAAUAUCUUGCAAUUAACCCCAAUGGCCGUUGCCCGGCUAUCCACGACCCAAACACCGGCCUCACUCUCUGGGAAUCCGGCGCCAUCGUUGAGUACCUGAUUGACGAAUAUGACAAGGAAAACAUCAUCUCCUUCUCUACGAUGCCAGAGAAGUAUCACCUGAGGCAAUGGCUUUAUUUCCAAGUCAGUGGACAGGGCCCAUAUAUCGGCCAAUUCUCCUGGUUCAAAUGGUACCACACCGACAGAUUCCAGUCUGCGGUUGACAGAUAUUCCGCCGAGACCCGUCGCAUCAUGGGUGUUGUCGAUCUUGCACUGAAGGACAAGGAAUGGCUCGUUGGUGGUAAGAUGACAUAUGCCGACCUUUCGUUGGCCCCAUGGUUCUUCUGGGCCAAGAGAAUCGGCGGAGAUGAGUGGUACGCACAGCAAGUUGCCGAGCUACCAAACUUCCAGAAAUGGUGGAACAAGCUUGCAGAAGUUCCCCAGGUCAAGGAUCUCUGUGCUGGCGUUGCGCAAUUCGACCCAUCUAAUGUCCCCAAGGAUGUUCUCGAUAGGUUGAACAACAAAACUGCCUAA
This is a messenger RNA of Arthroderma uncinatum, 714 nucleotides long. RefSeq names its product glutathione S-transferase II. The transcript is spliced from 2 exons. NCBI's taxonomy places the organism in Eukaryota, Fungi, Ascomycota, Eurotiomycetes, Onygenales, Arthrodermataceae. The record is from RefSeq and is a predicted model, not a curated record. Bases 1 to 714 code for a protein of 237 amino acids.